Emiliania huxleyi CCMP1516 is the source of this 875-nucleotide messenger RNA. RefSeq lists its product as hypothetical. The coding region runs from base 19 to 819 and encodes 266 amino acids. Lineage: Eukaryota; Haptophyta; Isochrysidales; Noelaerhabdaceae. The record is from RefSeq and is a predicted model, not a curated record. The transcript has 4 exons.
CUCAGUUUCUACUGCUCCAUGGAGCGCAUGCUCUUCCUUGCCACCGGUUUUUGGGUGGGAGGCGCAGCCGCCUGGGCGCCCAUCGCCGGCUACCUCCUCGCGCCACAUUGCCGCGGCCGCCGCGGCGAUGCCAGCAUCUGCGCGGCGGCGGCGGAGGACGGCGCGAGCGCAGGCGCGCGAGGGCGGAUGGACGCGGCGGCGCUGCAGCGGCGAGUAGUGAUGGCGGCGAGCGAGGACGAGGAGGAUCCCGCCGGCGUGCUCGUCCGGCCCGACGACCCGUCCGCCCUCAUGACGGAGCGCGACCGCAUGCGCCUCGCGCCGGUGCACACGCUGAAGCGGAAGCGGCGCUCGCGCAAGAUUGUGCGCAACGAGGUGGUCGAGGAGAAGUUCUCUCCCCUGGUCCCCGGCGCGCGCCUAGUCUGCGCUCGCCAGUCGGUGCAGGAGACGAUCAUCUCUGCGUACGCGGGGGACAAGCUCGAGGACAAGCAGGGCGCCCUACAAGAACAACGUCAUCUCGUACGUCGUCGCCGGCUUCGGCGCCGCCGCUCUGCUCUUCAACGUCUUCCCCAGGCUGCUCGAGCUGCCGGAGAUUGCGAACGUCAAGUUCCCAGACGUCUUAUAGCCGCCGUGAGGGCGGGCCGGAGGUGUGCGCGGGUCCGGAAUACGCGGAUGCGCCCGAGUGGCGCGGGAGGGGAGCCGCGCCCCCCCGAGUGUUUGCUUUCGUCUUUGUGUGGUCGCUGGAGUGUUCUGACGGUCUGUGGUGCGGCGUGUGGAUUUGAGGUUGCACGGACACACUGGCAUGACGCGUGUGGAUUGUGAUGAACAUUGAUAGGGGGUGGACAACGUCCUAAUCUAAAAUCUGAGAAUUCAGGCUU